Cooperia oncophora is the source of this 975-nucleotide messenger RNA. Lineage: Eukaryota; Metazoa; Nematoda; Chromadorea; Rhabditida; Trichostrongylidae. The record is from the annotation of a GenBank genome assembly.
AUGACACAUAAAAUACGGCAUAAAAAAUUGGUGACGUUUGCAGACGUGAAGCGACACUGUGGUAUGUGUCGACAACAUGGCGUGGUGGUCGAGACACGUGGCCAUAUCUGCCAGUUCAAAAACUGUGAAUGCGAUAAGUGCAAGCUCGUCCGUAAACGACGAUCCAUAAUGUCAACACAGAUCCGCCUACGCCGCGAACAAGACAAAAGAUUCCAGAGAACAACGAUUGCCUCUGAAGCCGACGUCGUGCCAUCUAAUGGUGUCUUUGAGCCGGAGAAGCGACACGAUAUCAGUCUGUGCUAUUUCUGUCAAAAGUGCAAGAAUCACGGAGUCCUGAUGUGGAAAAAGUCGGGCGCUUUGGAUCUAAGCAGUUCUAGAGUUUGUCAACAGUCUAAUAUAAGCCGCAACCGGAAGUGGAUAUUACAAGGAAAUUUCAGGAUCACAAACGGAAGCUGCGAAUAUGCGAACUGUCGUUGUGAACAGUGUGAUCUUAUUGAUACCAGGAGAGCACUGGAUCGACAUAUAAAGAACAGCAAGGAGGCCAAAUCAACAAACUCCUCCGACUACGGCUCAUCUAGUUCGUCUGAAGAGUACAGUUCUGGAAGCGACAGCAACACUGGCUCGCUGCCUUUCGUCACCAUGCCGGUCUCUUUGGCAUGCAGUACAAAAACGAUUCCUCUACUUCCAACCUCCGACAUUCCUCUGCUGAAGCCAGCGAUAAACACCAACGGAUCGUUGUUGUUGCCUGGCAUACCUUCGGCAUUCCUGCCACCUUCUCCUCUCAACCCCUCACUACUUCCUCUCUCCUCUCUACUCUGUGGUGGACUCAUACCGAAUACCUCAAGCGACUUCCUGGUUUCAAACUUUCUCAGUGCACUAUCACCAUUUGAGAUUCAAUUGCUGUUGACUAGUUUCCGCUCUAGUAGUGGUACCGGUGCUUGUUUGAAUUUUGAUAUAGAAGCAUUAUUGAGAUAG